This is a messenger RNA of Mucor mucedo, 318 nucleotides long. RefSeq lists its product as uncharacterized. Lineage: Eukaryota; Fungi; Mucoromycota; Mucoromycetes; Mucorales; Mucoraceae. The transcript is spliced from 2 exons. The coding region runs from base 1 to 318 and encodes 105 amino acids. The record is from RefSeq and is a predicted model, not a curated record.
AUGUCACUUGCUUUGCUUACGGCACAAGAAAAGGCUGAACGCAGAAGAGAAAAGAAUAAGUUGGCGCAAAGAAAGUAUCAAUUGCGAUUACGACAGCAGAGAAUUGAAGAAAACGAGGUCGAGGAAACGCGUAGAAUUCGGGAAAGAAAUAACUUAUUGAAGCGUAAACAACGAGACAGCUUUACCCCGGAGGAAAAUGAAGCAAACCGGGCCCAUAUGAGGCAACAGAAGCCGAAAGAGCAAGAAGAAACCGUGAGACGAGUUUGGUCCCUGAAGAUAGAAGUGACAUUCCUGAAGAUAGAAGUGACAUUCCUGUAG